AUGAGAGAUAAAGAGAAAAGAUCAGAGAGUGUCGGUCAUUAUUAUUAUUAUUUUUUUUUUUUGGCUGCAAAACUUUACAUUCCCUAUAUUAUGUUCACAGCUGCCUUCAUUUCUUUGCACUUUCUCUACUCCGUAUAA
This is a messenger RNA of Trypanosoma brucei brucei TREU927, 138 nucleotides long. RefSeq lists its product as hypothetical. The transcript has a single exon. NCBI's taxonomy places the organism in Eukaryota, Euglenozoa, Kinetoplastea, Trypanosomatida, Trypanosomatidae. Bases 1 to 138 code for a protein of 45 amino acids. The record is from RefSeq and is a predicted model, not a curated record.